This is a messenger RNA of Porites lobata, 4579 nucleotides long. Lineage: Eukaryota; Metazoa; Cnidaria; Anthozoa; Scleractinia; Poritidae. The record is from the annotation of a GenBank genome assembly.
AUGGCGGCUGUGUCAGGGUACCUACACCUUCAAUAUAGUUCAAAGGAUAUUUUCACAAUAAGUUUAUUGCAAGUCGCGUCAGCUUGGACGGCUGUCGCAGUCUCAAACUAUACUUUACCACGCGUCUCGUUGAUUUCUAACACAGCGCGCUCAUUGAGAAUAUUUUGUUUGGUUUUUUCGCUGUUGAGUUUUACUCUUCUGCGUUUUAAAUCCAAGGUGAAAUUUACGGUGAGUUGCUUUGAUUUAGACCUUAUUCUUUCUGUGUUAAACUGAGUUUUCUUUGUAGAAGUAGAAAUUUCUCGGGGAAAAUUCACUUCAGUACUAACGCUAAUUACGUAUUGAACUGCGCUACAGCAACAGAUAGAUGCAUGUGACAUUCCCAGAAGUUACAUGUCGAUCGAAAUCAAUCAUCGGAAAGCUAGUUGAUGAGUCGAUAGUGCUCGAUAUUUGUCAAUAAUUGUCGAUUGAUCAGUUAUGUUUGUCGAUAAAAGUCGAUAAUGACAAUGAUCUCGGGACAGGUAAUCAAUUUCGAUCGACUUCUGAGACGUAGAGAAUAUCUGUUUCAUGUCGAGGAUUUACGCGAACUUUUUACGAAUGCUGCGUAUGGAGAAGGAUUCGAACGCAGACAGAUGCUACUCAUUUACAAACCCACAACGAAUUUUGCAAAAGCUCAAGUAGACUUUCAAAAUAUUCCUUCGACCGAUUUAAUAUGGCGCAAAACGUUUCGUGCAGAUGUUCAUAAUUUGCCAAUGGAUAUUGAAACUGUUGCUUCUGAUCCUUUUUACCUACCAAUAGUUUUCGAAUAAAAAUCGAACUUUAACACCAAUUUCAAUAGAAAUUGAUAAUCACACGAAAUUUUAUGAUCGACUUUGAUCGAUUUCAGAUAUCUGUUGAUUGAUUAGUAUCGACAUUUAUAGACAACGAUCAUUUUCAAUUGACUAUCGAAAGUAUCAACAUGUAACGUCCUGCAUUCCUCAAGACUGAGGUAAAUUACUGAAAAUACUUUGCAGGUUGUUUAACUAAGCUGCCUUAAUUUAAUCACCUCUGUAGUGAUGGUGAAUUUUUCCUGUUAAAAUCCUGGGCCAUGAUAGUUGAUGAUAGUCAAUGAUAGUUUCAACUAUCAUCCCCUGUCAGUUACUAUCAUUCCCUGUGGUCAAACGGUCAUGAUACCGCUGUGUGGCGUACAAUAAUUCAUGAAACAUGUAGUCAAAACCAGAGAUUGUGUGUUUGCUCUUACAAGUUCUAGUCCCUAAGUUCAAGGCACUUGAAAUGUAAGCAAAUGUCAUACUACCAUACCAUUCUUCCAUGCCACUUUCUAGCAGCUUCUUGUGUGCUUUACAACAGAACAGAGCACAGUCAAGGCUUCUUUAGUUGUUUAUUAAUUUUUGUUGAUUUACUGCAUAAUGAGGAAUAUACCUUGAAGAGAGGAAAGAUGAGGAAGAUGCUGCUGCUUUUUCUGUCAUUUUUCAUGCAAAAGUACAUUGAGUAAGAAAAGAAACAGCUGAAUAAAAAACUAUCAUUGACUUUCUCAAGGGUGCCAAAUGAGAAAAAACCAUUGUCAACUAUCAUGUUCAAAGCGUAUGAUUAAGUCAAUGAUAGUUGACGACAGUUGGGUGUCAAACAGUCAUGAUGUCAUCAAAUCUUGAUGCUUCCCCUUGACAACAGAGCCUUGGGGUGAUAUGUACAGUAAUAACCCAAAGAAUUAAAGACCAAACCUGAUAUAACACAAUAUAAUGAAAUAGUCCACAAUCCUUAUAUCUUUUGCCAGGUGUUCCAGCUUCUCAAGCUUGUUUUUGUUGUUUUUGGAUUAGCUGUUGUUUUUCAUGUCAUCGCUAUCCUAUUUGGAGCACCAGUCUAUGAGUAUGUAUUUCAAAUAUAAGUUGAGAUAGCUGUCUGUUCUGUGUCUAUGACUGUUAUUUAGCCAGGAAAGCAUUAAUAAAUUGGGAACUUGGGAUAUAAAUGAGAAUUUUACUAAAGUAAAUUUACAAAAUAAGUAACAUCCUGUCCUUUUUAUUAUAUUACUACAUGUAUGCAAGCCAAGUCUGAUAGGUGAUCAUACCCAGUAUAGAAUGGAAAUGUAUGUGUAAAUCUCAUGAUGAAUGAAGGGGUUAGAGUUGCUCUGAUUACAUGUUAUUCACUCUAACGAGGAUUGAUCGUGCUGGAGAAGCAUCAGCUUCUCAUUCUCCCUAUGGUAGCUAAUCUACAUGUACAUUGUACUUUGUCAACUAAUUUGAUAAAUGAAAUUUUUGUAAAUAUCAUGGUGCCACUUUGAAUUGUAUUGUAAAUCAAAUAUUUCCAUAUAUUUCUUGAUAACAGGCAGAGUGAGGAAACAUUUUGCUGGGCAUUAUUUAUGUCUCAUCUGGUGUCACUCCCAGCCUGCAGCCUGUUAGGAAUUCAGUUAGAACUGGUACCAAGAAUAUUUUUCAGCAUGUGGUGAGUUGACAAGUUUUCAAAAAAUUUGGUGGUAAAAACGUAUGAAAUCCCUAUGUCACUUUUCCCUCACAUAUUUGUCAAGUAAACAAUGAAGCAAUGAUUCGAUAUUAAAUAUGAACAGUUCUUUCCUUCCCUUGAGUGUUGUAAGCUGUUCUAAUUACAACCAUACCUGUGUGAGCGCAAAAGUUGGAAGUAUGAAAAUGAGGGAAUUGAGGCAAGACUAAAAAGAUAAAAAUUAAAUAGGAAUAAAGCUCCUAAAGGCUGUUCAAAUAAUGGUCUAAACAGUUGUAAAUACUGUUGUGGUUCACUGAGAAAUACUCUGUUGUUACAAAACAACAAGCUUCACAUGAAUGUAAUCGUCGGUUGGUUAUACAAUGUAGAAAUGAAUAAUUAUAAAUGAGGUCAAGAACUUGCGCUUUUUUGCAUAUGAUAAAUUCUCUAUUAAGUUCCCCAGGGGCCUUAUUUUCAAGCCCAUUUGAGGGGAGGCUUAAUAGAGAUGGGGAACUUAUUUGAGAGAGGGGGCUUAUUUAAAUUUAGAAAAGACGAUGGUAUCAGUUCUCCAUGAAGAACUAGAAUACAAAGUGGAGAAGCUCGAGAACAAGAAGGGUGGAGAUCAUGCAAGGUUUAACCUUGUAAGGUUAAAAUUUUAGGUGAAAUAAAAAGAAAACUCCAGCAAGAAAUUCUUUCUAUGUUUUGUAGGUCAGAGGCAACUCCAGAAGCUUAUUUCCAAUGUUCAAUUCUAUGCACUCUGAUAGGAGCAUGGCUUGGGGCUUUUCCAAUCCCUUUGGACUGGGACCGACCCUGGCAGGUAAGGCUGGGAGGGGAUGGGGUACAAUGUUGAUACCUUGCAAUACACAAUACAUGCAUUUAAAACAGUAUAAAAAAGAUUGUUUUGAAGGUUUUUCUUGGCAUGCGCUGUGGCCUUCGAGGAGCUGUGUCAUGAAAUGUAUCAAAAUUCAAACAGUGGCAACUGCCACCAUAUGGAGUGAAACAUAAAAAUAACCGUUCAAAACGUCAGGAUAUAAAUAUCACAGCAAAUACAAUAGGAGGCACAGAUAGACAAACUUGAAGAUGAUUGAAUCGGAUUUAAAUAGAUGUAUUUUUAAAUUGUUACAAAAAUGUAGCCUAACGGUUUAUGCUUAAGAGACAUAUUUGUUUGACAGCCAGCUAUGAUUUUGUCAUUCUGCAGUUACUGUAGUUUCCUGAUUUCCAUAGCGAAUAAGGAUGCGUGAUGAGUGAUCGGCUUAGCCGCUCGCUCGCGCGGAUCGCUUUGCUCACCCAAAUAGGAGAGCUCGCUCGCAGGCUAAGUUUUAGGUUUUUUGAAAGAUGGUAUAUUACUUGACAUAUAUCUCCUUUAACUCUUUGUCAUGGGGAAGGAAGUGGGGAGUGUGGUACAGGUAGGAGUAGUAGAACCGUACACACGAGAGCGUGCAUUUAUUUUUGUAGGUCUGGCCUAUUCCCUGUGUGAUAGGAGCAAUUGUGGGUUACAUCAUUGGCCUUGGGGCUGCAGUUGUAAUGUUUGCAAUGAACGAAAAACGAUUUCGUCCUCAGUAACGCAAAGCUCUGAUAACCGGCUCAAGUUCGGCAGUUUAAGAGUGGACUGACUACCGAAGCAAGGUACAGCUGUUGAUGACUGUUACACGAGCGUGGAGAAGACCUGUAAAGUAGGGAUGUUCACAUUUUCUGUAGACUGUUGAUUUAAGAAGGCUUUCUUUAUUAGGGAGGAAAACCCCAUCUUUUAGACACUGAUAAUUUACAAGGUUGCCAAACGAAGUUGUCACUUAUGACUAAAAAAAGACUUAAACAUGUCGUCAUAUUCCAAGAGCCAGAACGGUUGGCGAAUGAUAAGGAAAUACACGAUUAAAACUUGAGCCAUUUUUACAGCUGCCUAUGUCUGCCAAAGGUUCUCUCAACAUUCGUAAGGGGUAUAGAAAAUUAAUGUUCUUGCCCUUGUUUGCUUAUUUGGACAUACCAAACGUGGACGGGCAGGGUUUAACUCGCCUUGAUUUUAAACCAGGUCAAGUUGGACUGGAAUGCUUAGCUGUGCGUGCUCUCCGCAAUGGUCGAUCCGUAUUGACUGCAAGGGCAGAGUUAUUUGAAAAAAAUAAUAAUAUUGGUAAAGCUAUUUACAUGUAACAAACAAGGC